AUGAGCGACACAAACCUAAGUGCAGUGUCUAAGUUGUUUGUAGGGGACACGGCAAACCAGCACAACACAACACAACACAACACAACACAACACAACGCAACACAACACAACACAACGCAACGCAACGCAACACAACACAACACAACACAACACAACACAACACAACACAACACAACACAACACAACACAACACAACACAACACAACACAACACAACACAACACAACACAACACAACACAACACA
Molecule: messenger RNA, 244 nt
Organism: Sphaeroforma arctica JP610
Lineage: Eukaryota; Ichthyosporea; Ichthyophonida
Exons: 2
Source: RefSeq, a predicted model, not a curated record